Molecule: messenger RNA, 2420 nt
Organism: Ectocarpus siliculosus
Lineage: Eukaryota; Phaeophyceae; Ectocarpales; Ectocarpaceae
Source: the annotation of a GenBank genome assembly
AUGAGGUACAGGGUCAGCACCGUGGUGGACGAGACGACAAAGAAGAGCCUGGCCGGGAAGAAGAGCGGAAGCAGCGCCGGCGUCGCCGUCGUGGCGCCAGCACAAGACGCGGCGACCACGGCCUACCUCCGGGCCUUUCAGGCGGCCGUCGCCGACAAAGUGCGGGACCUCUGCGAGGUGCAGGACGCCCGCGAGUCCCGGGAGGAGGACGAGCUCGUCGGGGAGAUCUUCCAGUUCAGCCACGACCUCAGGGCCGCGAGGAGCAGGCUCUACGCCACGCGCGCGCGCGUCGCGCGCCUGUCGGCGGACACCUGCAGGGACGCCCUGCGCGUCUCCGAGGCGGCCGACGACCGCGCCUGCGCCGUCCUGGAGGCCAGCACCGCGCACGCGCGCAGGGAGAGCGAGACGGGUGGGCCUCUGCCGCUCCGGAUCGACGAUGCCGCCAGCAACGGCGGUGGCGGCAGCGAUGACGACUAUCUCGAGAACGGCGGCGGCGGCGGCAGGGGGGGUGGUAUCUUCCAGGGCCUGGAGACAGGGGUCGUGGAGCCCAAGGUCUCGGCCCUUAUCGGGAAGAUGGCGGAGCUGCCCGGGCCGCUCAAGUCCGUCCUGCAGGAGAUCCCCGAGCUGACGGCCUCGCUCGCCGUGUCGGUCCAGGAGGCGGAGGCCGCCAUCAAGGCAGGGCAGAGCAGAACGGAGGCGCUGCUGGGCAAGGCGCCGCCGACGCCGCUGUCGAGCAAGAAGGGGAAGGGGGCGGCGGGGGCAGCGGGGGCCGCGGGAGCGAACGUGGUAGAGGAUGAGCGAUACCCGCCGGAGGACGCGCGGGCGGCGGCGAGGGAGGCGAGGGUCCAGCAAGCGCGGAAGGAGUGGGAGGCGAUCGGAGUCGGGGUGGUGGGCGGUAUCUUCAACUAACCGGUCGGUUGGUUGGUUGGUUGGUUGGUUGGAAAAACGAAAAGGGGGAGGGAGAACGCCUGCGAUGGUUUUCCCGAACAGCUGGGUUUCUUUUGGGACGGGAGCAGACUGCUGCUUCUAUCGGUGGGUCGGGACACGUCGGCGUUGUAGCGCUGUUUUUGUGUUUGUUAUUGUGUCGCCGGUAGAUGUUCGAGCUCUUCCAACAGCUGCCCACCGAGCAAAUCGACAGGUUGGUUGACUCUUUAGCUGUCUUGCGCUCGUGUGAAGUUUGCUUCUUGUCAGAGUCGUCCAGUGUUCUCACAGCUGCUCGGAUAAUCGUUUCCUCUGCACCGAACCGAAGUGCUUUGGCCUGUGCACGGCAUUUGCGAGCAGGGUGCACGCGUUGUUGUUUCUGCGACGUUAAUCCUCCUGUUCCUCUUUUUUAUUUAUCGUGUGUCGGCCCUUUCGUCGAAGUGGUCGUUCAAGUGGUGGCCUCUGCUUGAGACUUGGAGCGUUGAGAGAGUAUCUGACAUGCCGACACUGGCUUUGAACGCUCAUGUUUGCUUACUUGGCCCUUUUUCGUGCGCAAUGUGUUCACACACUUGGGACGUGAUUUGCAACUUUUUUUUCUCGGCAUUUUCUUGUGACUGCCCUAAAUGAUCUGGAUUGUGCUCGCCGCGAAACAAGGAUCACCAGGGCGGCUGUUUUUCGCAACGUGUCCCCACCCGCAUCAUCUGGUGUAUCAAUAUCCAACCGGUCAGUCGAAUGACCAAUAACGUGUGAGACCGGGCGGGUUUGACUCUGGUGAUGCUACAGUACUGGAGGCGGAGUACGAAGACAGAGAAGCGUAAGAAGAGUUCCUUUGUACCAACCGUGUCUUUCGAAGUGCUGUGUGUUGAAGGAGUCCAGAGGAGUCCGCCCACGUGCUUGUUGAAAUGAAGAGCCCACCGAAAGUUCACUUCGGUUUUACGUUAGUCGCUCCACUCGACGUUAGGACUCAGUUGAUCCCAUCAAGUUGACCUGCGGACGUUGUUGGUCCUGCCGGCGGUUUUAUUUCGCCUUUGAAGGCACUUACUUUCGCUGUUGGUUCGAAGGUCGACACAUGUCGUAUUUGCUUGCGGGAGAGUUAUGAUCGAGCUCCGUUUUGAACGCACGAAAUGCGCGCGCGGGGGGUUGUUGUUGCUGUCUUGAGAUCGUCUAUCGGGUGUACCAUGGUUGUAGUUUGCGAUGAACGUGUGGUCUCCUGAGCCGUGUUCCUUGGUGUUGAUGUGCACUGCACCGGCGGAACCCUUGUCGCCGCGUGAGCUGGUUCUUGCGCCCUGCCCGAAUACGCCGAAAUUUUUUUGGAAUGCAAAAAGGCUGCUUCCUGUAGCUAUUGUUUGCGGUAGAUUUGAAACGAGACGGAUAUGGCGUUGAAUAUUAGACCUUAUUGUCAUUUUGGUCUGAUUUUUUCCUUCUUUUUUUUUUUUUUUGUCGGGGAUUGGCUGCGUUGGUUGGUCAACGCGCGACGGCUGUGUCCUUGUACAUGGACA